Peronospora matthiolae is the source of this 177-nucleotide messenger RNA. Lineage: Eukaryota; Oomycota; Peronosporomycetes; Peronosporales; Peronosporaceae. The record is from the annotation of a GenBank genome assembly.
AUGCUUCCUAGUGGAGCGUAUUUUGAACCACUGCGAUGUGAAUGGCGUCCGGACGAGUUACCUCGUCCGCUGGCGUGCUAUCCGCCGGCGUGGGACAGCUGGAAGCCUCGUGCCCAGCUGAUUGUUAAUGUCCUGGGUCUCGUCGAGCAGUACGACGAGACUCACCCGCUGCGUUAG